GAGCGAAGGGCCCGGGAUUCCCGGGCGGCUCCGGGAGCGGGCGGGGCGGGAGGCGGGCCAGCAGCAGGAAGGGGCCGGAGCGGCGCUCGGAGCGGACUGGGCCGGUUCGGUGCAACCCGGUCGGCCUCGGCCAGCCUCCGGGAGCUGCACCGGGGAGAGGGGCGCCCCGGAGUGCGCCGCGAGGCGCAGGAGGCACAGCCGCGGGGAGAGCCCCGGGUCCCCUCAACGGGCAGGGGCGGGACCUCCACGGCGCCCCGCCCACCCCCGCCCCGGGCCCCGCCCCGCCCCUUCCCGGCGCGGGGCCGGGGUCCACCUCCCUCCCGCUCCGGCCCGCGACCCGGCGUCGCGCGCUCCCCCCGGGGUGCCAUGGCCUCCCGGCUCCUGCAUCGGCUGCGGCACGCCCUGACUGGCGACGGCCCCGGGGAGGCGGCGGCCGGCCCCGAGGCCGAGCAGUUCCCGGAGAGCUCGGAACUGGAGGACGACGAUGCCGAGGGCCUGUCGUCCCGCCUCAGCGGCACCUUGAGCUUCACCAGCGCCGAGGACGACGACGAGGAGGACGGCGAGGACGACGACGACCCUGACCCCGACCCGCUGUCCGCUGGCGACCGGGUGGCGGGAGAAGACGCAGGCCCAUCCUGUGCUCAAGCAGAACGGAGUCCCCCACCUGAUGGGCAGCGGGGCAGUCAGCUCCUGACCCGGCAGUUGCAAGAUUUCUGGAAGAAGUCCCGGAACACCCUGGUACCCCAGCGGCUGCUCUUUGAGGUGACCAACGCCACCGUGGUUAAGGACCCGCCCUCCAAGUACGUGCUCUACACCCUCGCCGUGAUGGGCCCGGGGCCACCAGAUAGCCAGCCGGCCCAGAUCUCCCGCCGCUACUCAGACUUUGAGCGGUUGCACCGAAACCUGCAGCGGCAGUUCCGGGGCCCCAUGGCUGGCAUCUCCUUCCCCCGCAAGCGCCUGCGCCGGAACUUUACCGCCGAGACCAUUGCCCGCCGCAGCCGGGCCUUCGAGCAGUUUCUGGGCCACCUCCAGGCUGUGCCUGAGCUGCGCCACGCUGCAGACCUACAGGACUUCUUCGUGCUGCCCGAGCUGCGGCGGGCGCAGAGCCUCACCUGCACCGGCCUCUACCGCGAGGCCCUGGCGCUCUGGGCCAAUGCCUGGCAGCUACAAGCCAAGCUGGGCAUCCCCUGUGGCCCAGACCGACGCCUGCUAACCCUGGCGGGGCUGGCCGUGUGCCACCAGGAGCUGGAGGAUGCCAGUGAGGCCCGGGCAUGCUGUGAGAGGGCCCUGCAGCUUCUGGAGGCCGAGAGCCCGCACCCUCUGCUGGCCCCCUUUCUGGAGGCCCACGUGCGGCUCUCCUGGCGCCUGGGCCUGGACAAACGCCACUCCGAGGCCCAGCUCCAGGCCCUGCAGGAGGCAGGGCUGACCCCCACGCCACCCCCCAGUCUUAAAGAGUUACUCAUCAAGGAGGUGCUGGACUAGCAUCACCUAGACUUAAGGCCACUGUGGGAGAGGCGCCGCCCCCAGAUGGGGGGUGGGCUGGGGGGCGGACAAGGACACAGGCAACUGCUGAGAGGCUCCCUGGGGUGCUGGGAACCCCAAGAAGGUCCACAGAGAAUUUGCAGCAGACCAAGGAAACAUGCUCUUCUACUGAGCUGCACUCAGGACAGGCUGGGAUGGUGCAGGGAGAAAGUGAAAGUCUGACGCUGCCUUUCCAGCUUAUGAAUACCUGGGGGCCGUGACCCAGGUCAGGGUCGAUGGUCUGUCUUCCCACAGACCAGCCUGGCUGAAGGGCCAGGGACUGUGGCUGUGGAGUCCUGGAGUUGAUGGCUGGAGGGAGGGCUGCGAUCCUGGCCCAGGGGGAUUAAAGGGAAGCAGCUCCA
Messenger RNA from Bubalus bubalis (water buffalo), 1883 nucleotides. It is a transcript of the gene SNX21, whose product is annotated as sorting nexin family member 21. Lineage: Eukaryota; Metazoa; Chordata; Mammalia; Artiodactyla; Bovidae. Gene Ontology annotation, biological process: protein transport. Bases 367 to 1482 code for a protein of 371 amino acids. The transcript is spliced from 3 exons. Gene Ontology annotation, molecular function: phosphatidylinositol phosphate binding; protein binding. Gene Ontology annotation, cellular component: early endosome membrane. The record is from RefSeq and is a predicted model, not a curated record.